AUUAGAGUUGGACCGCGGGGGAGCUGCGAAAAGAAAUCGACUACGGCAGUUAUUCCUCCUAGUGAGUACCAUUAGUUGCCUUACUAGUUACACCAGACGAUACCCAGGGACCAUUCCUACUCACUUCAGUAUCUACGCUUGCAUUCUAGGCAAAGCUGGCAUAGGGUUUUGCGGGUCGGUACUUGACCCGCUAUCUCCGCAGAUCUAGGCAGAUUCGACUGCGUCAGCAUGACGUCACGGUCGCGUCCGUAGCUCUGAGAAGCUUCUCGAGCCUAUCGUCUUGAUUGGUGGCAUCCUAGGUCUAUAAUCCUGGCCUAUAUUGCCGCCUAACCUGAAGUUAUCGUGCUUCGCUUCCCAGGUGCGGUGCGCUCCUUAUACAGAAAACCGUACCAAGAGCAUUCGUCGGUCGUCGUGCGUGCUGCUAGUUAAAGUCAUUUCGCGAACAGAUCGUCUCUUCUAAAAGCGGUUCAAGCUAAUCUGCAAGUCGAAAGCCAUUGUAGCGGUUUAGCAAACAGUGAGCCGUCGCAACUGUUUCGCAUCGCAGCACAAGGCCGAAGUAACCAUUUCGGGUUGCCAGCAGCAGCGAAACGAAGAAGAUGCGGAAGCGGGAGCGCGAGAACCCGUGCUUCAUCUGCGGGCACUACCACAAGUACGAGGAGGGCGAGCCGUGCGGGGUGUGCGGCCACCGCCUCAUCGCCGCGGACGAGCGCAGCAGCGGCGGGGGCGCGGCGCAGGCGCACAGCGCAUUUUCGUCGGAGAUCCUCCCCGGGUUCCUCUUUUGCGGCAGCUACGACAACGCGUCGCGGUCGGAGCUUCUUAAAGCGCAGGGGAUCAGCCGGAUACUGAAUACGGUGCCCACGUGUCAGAACCUCUAUAAGAACUCUUUCGUUUAUCACACAGUCCAAGACAGCAAAGUCAUUCCCUUUGAGGAGUGCAACGAAUUUAUUGAGCAAUGUCAGCGGGACCAGGCGAAGGUGCUGGUGCACUGCAUGUCCGGCCAGAGCAGGUCGCCAGCAGUGGUGGUGGGCUACCUGAUGAGGGCCAAGGGGGUGAAGCUACCAGAGGCUGUUGCAUGGUUGAAGGAGAGACGGCCGUCAGUCAACAUACAGCCCGCCAUGCUGGAGCAACUGCAGGCUUUUGAAGCCCGUCUCUUUGGAGGCUCUGCUGCUCUUAAUUCGUCUCAGCCGCAGCCGCAGCAGCAGCAGCAGCAGCAGCAGCAGCAGCUUUUCCAGCAACCAGCAGCUGCAUCUGACCACAUUACUCCGCUCUCUGCCCCCGGGCAGUUCCCCAGUAACGCUUCCUCCGCCCCCUCCUCCUUCCCCCCUCUCCCCAAUUUCCCCUUCCCCAUGCCGCCGCUUCCCCUGGGCCCUGACGCCAACCCUGCUGCUGGUGCCGGCGCUCCGUUUGCAGGCCUGCCGCCUCUAGCCCCUGCCAUGCCCUCUUUGGCCCAUGCACCUUUCCCGCCAGGUGGCGGUUUGCCAUUCGCUUUCCCUGGAAUGGGACCUGGUGCUGGGGGCAACCCGCCAGAGGGGUUCGUGUUUGGGGCAGGGCCGACGGGGGGAGGUGCCACAGGGCUGGGGGAGAAUGGGGGAGGUGGACAAUGAGUGCAGCUGAGAACAUGUUUGGUGGGGGGGGGGGGAAGUGUCGGUCAAUGCCUAGAAUCGGCGGGUUGGGCUUGGUAAACGUCUCAUCCUCUCAAGUGAAGGAUGGUUGUGUUAUAGCACCCAUGUACAAAGUAUGGUAUGGCAACGCAUGCUGUUUACGACGAGGGUUGGAUGUAGGUGUUGACGAUAUCUAGGUUUAUCUGUAAAGUACACCCUCUUCUAGCAUACUAUGCUGUGUAUGUUUCCUGACGUUCUAAGGAUGCUUUU
This is a messenger RNA of Closterium sp. NIES-67, 1871 nucleotides long. Lineage: Eukaryota; Viridiplantae; Streptophyta; Zygnematophyceae; Desmidiales; Closteriaceae. The record is from the annotation of a GenBank genome assembly.